UAUACAAGCAGUCUUAGCUUCAAUUGGAAUAAAUACCUGAAUGUAAACGUUGAAUUUGCUGACCCUUGGGGCCGAGAUCUCUCUGUGCUGAAAGGGAAAAAAUCAUGACAGUGUCCAGUUCAGUAGUAAGGAAACAAUGGAUCACAAGCUACUUCUAGAUCACUGUGUUGGUGUGUUGGACACCUUCAAUCAAGAAAUCCACUCUGUAGAUGACCAUGUAAACCAGUAUCUUAAGGACUAUGGGAUUUAUGAUGAGGAUGAGCAGACAUUUAUUGUUGAGGUAUUUUCCGGAUGUGUUCGCUACAGUAAUGUCAUGUCUGUUGUGGUCAACGGCUUCUAUGCAAAAGAUGGCAAAACAGCAUUACGUUCACAACAGAACUUGUACACAGUGUUAGCAUAUCUUGCCUUGUUUCGACUAGAUGAACUCGGGAUGGCAAACUUAAGACAGUUUGUCAGGUCACAGGAUAUUAACAAAAUGUUCAAGUUUCUCCAGUUCUUCUUCAAUGAGAAAAGUGUAACGAGCUGGAUGAAGGACACAUGGCAGAAGUAUUAUGAACACACAUUUGUACAGACAAAGCUUGUAUCACCACUACGCAGGUGGCUUCCGGAGCUUGAAGAGAUGGUUGGACAGAUGCGUGAAAAGAUUGACAACAUCACAAAGCCCCGCCGCAAGGCUCUCACCACCACAGAGAUCAAACCUUUCAAAAUCACACAGCCAAGACCAAAGAGUGUCCCUGUCCCAGAACCGAUUCCCAAGUUGGAGCGUAGUCGCCCCCCUCCGGAGACACUGUACAAACAACCAUCUGAACUAGGGAAGAUUGAACAGGUCCGCCAAGCAAACAGGCGCAGGGCUGAGGAACGACUAAUGGAUGCCUCAAGGAAGCAAUUCGCCUGUGCCAACCCUGAAAAAUCCCUGAAAACAAAAGAGAAAAUACAGAGGAUAUUAGAUGAGGCAGAUCAGAAACUGGAGUUUGACAAACCCAAGACAAACAAAGCCCCAUCCUUCCUGAAUACACCUCGCUCUAAUCGUUCCACGUCGUCACGGAAACAUAGCCAGGAGGUACCAGUUAAGAUGACGGCAGCAGCCAUUCUCAGAGAAGGCUUCCUCUACCAGCAGCGAGAGGCAGAGGAGAUCAAGAAGCUGGAGAACCUGGAGGCUGGGGCGAAGGACAAGUCAGACUUUGAGAAAUGGCAGACAGAGAUGCGACGUAAGGAUACAGAGCUGGACCUCGCAGAGAUUGAGCGAAGGAGACUCGAGGGAAAGAUCAGUCAUGAGGAAGCAAUACUGGCGCGACAAAACAUCGUACAGGAGAACAGGCAGAGGGUCACCGAGAUGAAGGAAGAGACCGAAAAGAUGUUUGAACGAUAUUUGGAAGAAAAAUUCAAGGAAGAACAACAGAUGAAGCAAUUAGUGGAAGAUACCAUGAAAGGGCAUAAAAAUGCAAAAGAAGCCAAGAAAAAGUUGAUGGAGUACAAACAAAAAAUAGUUGCGGAGGUAGCCGAGGAAAGCCGUGAGAUGAUGGCUCGUGCCGUGGAAGAGGCUGAACUAGAAAUGCGGCGCAGGAUGGAGCUCAUCCACCAGAUCCGCGCCAUGGAGGCGGUUCCCGUCAUCCGGCAAAAGUUUGUUGACACCACCUCCACUGCCGGCCAUGGGCUGCUGUCGGAGAUGUCUAUUGCUGAGUUGCGUGAGAGGGUUGCACUUCUACGGACAGCAGAGCAGGAGGCAGAGGAAAUGAAGAGAGAUGACAUUCUCAUGGAUAAAGAGGCUAAGGAUCAGAUGUUACUGGACACACUGGAGAGGAUCUCUAAACACCGCCUGGAACAGACCAAGGCUGCAGCCGUCAAGUUGGAGGGUCGUAAGAAAGGCGAGCCGAGGAAGAUGACUGUUGAGACACCAGAGUUAUCUGCCCUACAACAAAAGCUAGAGGAGAGACGACAGCAGAGACUGCACGGCCAGGAGUCCUCACGACUGGCUCCAAACGCAAAGUCUGCAAAGAGAACCAAGAGCCUCAUUAACCAGAAGAAAAACCUUGAGGAAAGUCGGUGGCGGGAGUUAGAGGCUACGAGGGAGAGAUCUGCCCAGGUGAUGCAGCAGAGUUACGCCCGGUCGGCCACCCGUCUCAACACCGCUCUCACCUCCGUCACGUAACAUGGCUGCUGUACACAGCGUGGGAGUGUGUGUGUAUGUGUGUGUGCAUAGGAACUGAAUCAUGACAUUUUUUGUUCAAUUUACCGAUAUUUAGAAGAAAAUAUUUUAAAACGAAUUUGUCAAAAUGCUUAGUAUUUGAUAUUGCUGCUGAUUAUUUUUUAUUAACCUAUGUCAAAGGAAACAGUAUUUUAAACAUUUUAUUAAAUUCUGAAGAAAUUUAUUUGUACUUAUAUUUAUGUCUGUGAUAUAUUGUGUAUAAAUUAUGUUUCCUCUGACAGUAUUGGUCAUGUUUGUGUUGUAAUUAAACUCAGAUUCCAAAGUAUUUAUAGAUGCCACUGUGAUAACGAUACAUGUAUUAAAUGGUUAUGUUUAUGCAUUCAGAAUGAACAUUACAUGUACAUUACAAUAUUGAUGAUGUGAUGAUAAGUGAAGAAUAUUUUGUGAAUUCCUUUUUCCAACCAUUAACUAUGUGGGUUUACAUGACAUGGGAUAAGUUAUGUUUCUGUGGGCAUACAGCCAAAAAUUACCCCUACAUUUUACAUUUCAUUAUGGUAUUCUGUGUUCUAUUACAAAGUAAAAUUGUGUAUUUAGAUUUUUAAUGGCAACAUUAUUUUUCCAAUGAGUGGAUUUCAGACCAUCCAUUAUACAGAUAAAAUACAAUUUAAAUGUCAAUUUUCCAUGUUUCAUAAACAUUUGCUGUUAGAUUGGCGUAAAAUUCCUCCGUCCAAUAAAUGAACUUUGUUGAUGUUUUAUAUUAUUUAUAAUAAAUUUAAAUGAAAAUAAGUGUAUAUUUUUUCUCUUCAAAGAAUACCCUGAAAAAGAUAAUGAACUAACAAGUAUCCAGUGACUAUGUAUUGUGUCAGAAGCCGUUUCCAAAGGCUUAAAUAUCAAUUGAGUAAUGUCCCUUGAUUAAAGGAGAGAUAUGUUCUGCAUAGGCUUCCAUUUACAGUGAUCUUGUUUUGAACAUUUAGACAUUGCCACAGCUGAGCGGUUGGUGUUAAGAUUAUAUAUUGCUGGAAACAAAGUUGAAAAUCAUAAAUACUUUGGUGAUAAUGCUAGUUUUUGUUGACAAUA
This is a messenger RNA of Mya arenaria, 3223 nucleotides long. RefSeq names its product cilia- and flagella-associated protein 99-like. Bases 137 to 2149 code for a protein of 670 amino acids. The transcript is spliced from 19 exons. The record is from RefSeq and is a predicted model, not a curated record. NCBI's taxonomy places the organism in Eukaryota, Metazoa, Mollusca, Bivalvia, Myida, Myidae.